AUGACUUGGUGUACCUUCAUCCUGGGAUUACUCUUCCUUUGUUUUAUUGGACAUGGAAUUGUGGGCAACUUCUUUAUAUUAUUGGGACAUUUAUAUACUUUUGUCAUGGGUCCUGAGAAGAAACCCAUAGUUUUUAUCCUGAUCCAUUUGGCUUUUGUGAAUACAAUCAUUAUUUGUACCAAAGGAAGCAUAGAUAUAAUCAUAUUUUUUCACCUCAGAAAUUUCCUAGGUAAUGCUGGUUGUAAAACUGUGAUUUUCCUGGGGAGAGUGGCCCGGGGCCUCUCCAUCUGCACCACCUGUCUCCUCAGCGUGGUCCAGGCCAUCACUAUCAGUCCCAGGACCACCUCCUGGAGAAAGCUCAAGCCAAGGUCUGCAAGGCAAGUGCUUCCCUGUCUCCUGCUCUUCUGGGUCUUCAAUUUCCUCAUCAGCUCUAACCUGCUCUUCUAUAUCACAGCCAGCCAGGACACCAACAGUUCUGCACUUAGACCUGAUUUUGGACAUUGUAAUAUGCUCGUGCCUGAGCCAAUAGUGAGGUUGCUUUUCCUCACUCUGAUGACUCUGCGGGAUGUUGUCUUUCAGAGUCUGAUGGGCUGGAGCAGCGGGUACAUGGCCUUUCGCCUGUAUCAGCAUCAUAAGUGUGUCCUUUAUCUUCAGACCUCCAGGCUACAAGGAACUCCCAGUCCAGAGAUGAAAGCUACUCAGAGUGUUCUCAUGCUCAUGACCUGCUUCCUUUUCUUUUAUUGGGCAGAUUUCAUUUUCUCCUUCUACAUUGGCUUAUUCAAGGCCCAAAAUUACUCAAUUUUAUAUCUUCAAAUAUUUCUGACCUCUGGUUAUGCCAGUUUCAGCCCCUUUGUGCUGCUGAGCAGGGAUGUCAAUGUGGCUAAGUGCUGGUGA
Talpa occidentalis (Iberian mole) is the source of this 894-nucleotide messenger RNA. Its product is annotated as putative vomeronasal receptor-like protein 4. The transcript has a single exon. Gene Ontology annotation, molecular function: pheromone receptor activity. Gene Ontology annotation, cellular component: membrane. Lineage: Eukaryota; Metazoa; Chordata; Mammalia; Eulipotyphla; Talpidae. The record is from RefSeq and is a predicted model, not a curated record. Gene Ontology annotation, biological process: G protein-coupled receptor signaling pathway. Bases 1 to 894 code for a protein of 297 amino acids.